GUCUCGUCACCGUACAAUUUUCGCAAUGUCUUCAGAGGCUGAUGAGGAGGGCUUGGACCUGUUCCAAGAACCCACGGGUUUUUAUGAACCAGAAAAGCAGGCGACGUUCGCGUCUCAUCAACUGCUUUCCGGUAAGGAGCUCACUGUUCGACUUGUGGGACACAAUCCGUUGUGGGGUCACUUCCUGUGGAAUGCGGGGCGGAUUAUCUCCGCAUAUCUUGAAGAGAGAGCAGGGGAGCUCGUAAAAGGCCGAACAAUACUCGAACUUGGCGCUGGAGCCGGGCUUCCCAGCCUUGUCUGUGCUCUGAAUGGUGCUGCCCAGACAGUUGUCACGGACUACCCAGAUGCCGAAUUGGUUGAAAACCUACGGUACAACAUUGACCAUUGCGAACUUUUGUCUCAGCCGCCCAAAAUUGUAGCAGAGGGCUAUCUUUGGGGUGCAUCUAUCGAAGACUUGACGAAACAUCUGACUGAUAAGUCCGGCUUCGAUGUACUCAUCUUGGCCGAUCUCCUCUUCAACCACUCAGAGCAUGGCAAACUUAUCAAGACUGUGCAACUGACAUUGAAGAAAUCACCGGCAUCGCGAGCCUACGUCUUCUUUACUCCCUAUCGACCAUGGCUUUACGAAAAGGACUUGGCCUUUUUCACUUUGGCCAAAGAGUCUGGUUUCACCGUUACCAAGACAUUUGAGCAUGUCAUGGACAAGGUAAUGUUCGAAGAAGACCCAGGAGAUGAGCUUCUCCGCCGUACUGUCUUUGGCUAUGAGCUGAGUUGGGAGGCGCUGAACUGAUUAACGAAAGAAAUAUAAGGGUCUGAACAACACCUGAAAUUGACAUUCUCGACUGAAUAGCUUUCGUGCAUUCCAAUACAUAUACCCA
This is a messenger RNA of Pyrenophora tritici-repentis Pt-1C-BFP, 878 nucleotides long. Its product is annotated as methyltransferase. The record is from RefSeq and is a predicted model, not a curated record. Lineage: Eukaryota; Fungi; Ascomycota; Dothideomycetes; Pleosporales; Pleosporaceae. Gene Ontology annotation, molecular function: protein-lysine N-methyltransferase activity.